Molecule: messenger RNA, 1722 nt
Organism: Rhopilema esculentum
Lineage: Eukaryota; Metazoa; Cnidaria; Scyphozoa; Rhizostomeae; Rhizostomatidae
Source: RefSeq, a predicted model, not a curated record
AUGACACAAAAAGGAAAGACUAAUAAUAGCGCAAAGGGAUAUCAGGAGGCAAAAGUUGAAAAAUUAAAAGAUAAGCGUGGCCAAGAAGUCCUCUGUAAGAUUUUCUUAGAUGCUUCGUACUUCCUUUUUCCAGCAAGUAAAGGCAACGAAAUCAAGAUGUAUUUUGUUAUUGCAUCACGGUUAAAUGGACAAGAUAAGCGCUUUUUUAAAAACAUAAGACUUGCAAGAAAGUUGGCUAUAGGCUUUUUGACUGCAUUUGAGUACAGUGAGAAAAGAAGAACCGUUUUCAGGAUAUCGUCCGGAAGCACAGAAUUUGACAAACUUUUGGGAGGAGGAAUUGAGAGUAUGUCUAUCACAGAAGCUUUUGGAGAAUUCCGAACUGGGAAAACGCAGCUGUCACAUACCCUUUGUGUGACUGCACAGUUGCCAGGCCCAAACGGCUAUGGUGGAGGAAAAGUAAUAUUCAUUGACACAGAGAACACCUUCCGUCCUGAUCGAUUGAGAGCAAUCGCUGAUAGAUUUAAUCUUGAUCAAGAUGCAAUGCUGGAAAAUGUUCUCUAUGUACGGGCAUAUACAAGCGAGCAUCAAUACGAGAUCCUUGAUUGUGUGGCUGCUAAGUUUCAUGAAGAGCCAGGAAUAUUCAAGUUAUUGAUUAUUGAUUCAAUUAUGGCUCUGUUUAGAGUGGAUUUUUGUGGACGAGGAGAGCUAGCUGAUCGACAGCAAAAGUUAGCCCAGAUGCUUUCAAGGCUGCAGAAGAUUUCAGAAGAGUACAACGUUGCUGUGUUUAUAACUAACCAGAUGACUGCUGACCCUGGAGGUAUUAUGCAUUUUCAAGCUGACCCUAAAAAACCGGUUGGGGGCCAUAUAUUGGCCCAUGCAUCAACAACAAGAAUUAGCUUGAGAAAAGGAAGAGGGGAGUUGAGAAUUGCCAAGAUCUUUGAUAGUCCUGAUUUACCCGAAAACGAGGCGACAUUUGCUGUAACUAACGGUGGAAUAAGUGAUGCCAAAGAGUGAUAUAAGAGCUGCACAUGUCAUUGGCCGACACUCCAAAUCGAAAAAACACAGAAGUAAAGGGUAUUUUAAGGCAAGAAAACGAUGGAUUGUUUUUCACGGCAUUUAAGCAAAGACUUUUAAGAUGAAAUUAGAAAUGUUAUGUUGAGGGAAACUACAGUUCUAGCUGUCUGCAAGUGGUCUCUGAUAAUGCUUUCUUUGUGCUUGCAGCAAUUCUGAUAAUGCUUGCAGCAUUUCUCAACAGUUCGCUCUGUUAUAAAACAUUGCAUAAUAGAAAUUUGUUGAAAUGCUAUGAAAUGCUUGUAAAUUUCCCGAAAUCUUACAGGUUACCUAAUUGUAGAUAGAAGCUGUGUGUGAAGUUAGUUCUAGUUUUGAAGCUAGUGUCAAUCUAUGUUGCGCAUAUCUUAUUUAUCUUUGACAUUGUGCAUAAUUUAGGCGUUGCUUUUAUCUAAAUAAUCGAUUAUUCUUUUGAUAAAUUUGACACUGCAACAAUUUGCACCUGUAGCCGAACUAGGCCUAGAAUUGAUUCCGUUCUUAGUCUGACUCCUGAAAUUUUUAUUCAAUACACCAAUUCGACUUACGGCCUCAUUUUGAAAAAUUCUUUUGUACAAAAUUUUUGACCUCAGAUUCGGAUUGACAGCAAUGAUUUUAGUCUACUUGUAAGUUUUCAUUAUGAUAUUGCUCACGAUAUUGAUUUUAUGACGACAUAAA